Molecule: messenger RNA, 4188 nt
Organism: Pundamilia nyererei
Lineage: Eukaryota; Metazoa; Chordata; Actinopteri; Cichliformes; Cichlidae
Gene: bag6
Product: BCL2 associated athanogene 6
Exons: 25
Coding region: 69-3752 (1227 amino acids)
Biological process (GO): ERAD pathway
Cellular component (GO): BAT3 complex
Molecular function (GO): polyubiquitin modification-dependent protein binding; misfolded protein binding
Source: RefSeq, a predicted model, not a curated record
AGCUGAUGAUAAGAAAACAGCUGCAUACACUGGAUACGUCGAGAGGAUAGUAACUUUUAAGGAACACAAUGGAAGAACAAACUGCUGACAUAGAGGUGACGGUGAAAACAUUAGACUCCCAGAGCAGAACCUACACUGUUGGUGCUCAGCUGACGGUGAAAGAGUUCAAGGAGCACAUUGCCCCUUCAGUGGGUAUACCAGUCGAUAAACAGAGGCUGAUCUACCAGGGCAGAGUGCUGCAGGACGAAAGGACUCUGACAGACUACAAUGUGGGUGGAAAAGUGAUCCACCUGGUGGAGCGAGCGCCCCCUCCACCCUCACAGCCCGGCUCAGGGUCAGGAGGCUCUUCAGCUGAGAGUGGGCCAUCUUCUUCCUCCCAGGGAACAUCGCAAGUGCCUCCACACGAUCGCAACGCUAACAGCUACGUAAUGCUUGGCACAUUCAACCUCCCUGUCAACAUCAUGGAUCCCCAGCAAAUACAGAUGUCAGUCCAGCAAAUGGUGUCCAGCAUGGGAGAGAAUGCCAGGAAUGCCAGAGUCACAACCAGCACUGGGAGCAAUGGGUCUGUGAAUGUGCACAUUGAUAUGGACCAGCCAGUGCAGAGUGAGCCAAGGCUGAGGCUGGUCUUAGCUGAGAACCUGCUGAGGGACAUCAAUGAUGUCAUCCAACGAAUGGAGGGUCGACCAACUGACUCGUCCUCUCAAACAGAGACAACCGAUGCUGCUGCUGCCGCCGCUCCCCCUCCUCCAUCAUCUUCCUCCACCACCUCUACUCCUUCUCCCUCUGCUCAGCCCAUGGACACCUCCCCACCUCCAACAACUCCCCCACCUCCACCCUCCUCUUCAGCUCAAUCUGAGGGACCAACACCGCAACCUGGACCCAAUCAUCCCAGCCCGGCUGAACUGGCAGAGAUGCUGUCUGAGCUGCGGAGGGUUGAGGAGAGACUGCAACCAUUCAUCCAGAGAGCUCACACCAUCCUCGAGACAGCCACCACGGCAGAAUAUAACAACAAUACAGAGAGAGAGGAGGACCAGCGAACACUCGCCCUGACGUGGGAGUGUCUGCGUCUCCUUGGUAACACACUAGUAGCUCUCAGCGACCUGCGAUUGAACCUAAUGAGUCCCGUCCCCCGUCACCUGCAUGUAGUCCGGCCAUUUUCUCAUUACACCAACCCGGUCUCCCUUCCUGGAGCUAUGCACCACCACAUCCCAGUGCAAAUGAACCUGGGUGCCACAGUGACUGUUGCGGCUAACAGCACUGAGGGACAAGCCACGCCCACUCAGCCGACCAGCCAGGCGGAACAGGCAGGUCAGGGACAGACCUCCCCCACACAGACUUCCCCGUCCAAUCAGCAGGCUGGACAGGGACAGGCUGGCCACCGGGUCAUCAGGAUCAGCCACCAGGCAGUCCCGGUGGUCAUGAUGCAGAUGAACACGGACGGCCCAGGUGCAAACACGGCAACAGCUGGACAGCAAAUGACUGGACAGCCAGGUUCCCUCCCUCCUGAUUUUAUGAGGAAUCUCAUGCAACAAAUCAGCCAAUAUGCUGCUGCCGUAGCGACCAGCGCCGCCACCGCAGCUUCCACCGGCCAACCAACCCCACCGCAGCCUACCCCUCCCAGCUCCACAGCCAGCUCCUCUGCCACGACCACAUGCCCUAAUACACCCAGCACCACUCCUACCGCUCCCCCGCCACCACCCAGUACUGGCCCCCAACCCCAGGCACGGGUUGUCUUCACCCGACCCCCGUUUGCACCCAACAUGCCCCCUCCUGCCUUUGGUACCCGGGGAACCACCAUAAAUGUGAGGACUGCCAUGCCAGGCCAGCAGCCGGGACAGGCUUUCAAUCCCGCUGCUCUCAACCAGAUGAUUAGUGGACUGGUUGGACAGCUGUUGCUCCCUGGACAAAUGGCUGGUCAAACGGUCACAUCCUCUUCUUCCUCUACAUCCACACCCACCUCUUCUUCCUUUUCCUCCUCUUCUCACACCUCUUCAUCUUCCUCUUCCUUUUCCUUCUCCACCUCGGGUCCAACACCACCUCCUGCUACAAACACUACUGCUGCCACCCCGAACCAAAACGAGACCAACAACAGUGAGCCCCAGCCUCAGCAGAUGCCUUCAGACCUUGGCCAGCUUCUAGGUUCUCUUCUGGGGGUAGCUGGCGGCACUGGAAGCGGUGCGGCGGGGAACCCUUCGAUAACUGUCACCACGUCUGGAGUCCCAGCCUUCAUCCAGGGAAUGGCUGAAUUCAUGCAGCAGGCCUCCCAGCCCAUCUUUUCACCACCCCCUCCUCCCCCUGGUACCACUCCAGCACCCGGGGCAAGGCCCAACCCAACACCUAAUCCUGGCGCAGCAGCAGCAGCUGAAGCCCUCGACCCGGAGCUGUUCACGGGCAUCGUUCGCGGUGUCCUCAGUACCAUGAUGGGUUCUCUGGGCCAAGGUCAGAACGACACGGAGAGCAUCGCCCAGUUCAUGCAGAGGCUGUCGCAGUCAACCAACAUUUUCAUCAGUCCCGAGGAACCAACGGGGUUCUUUGGGGAGCUGCUGAUGUUGGUGUGUCAGACUUUCACCAUGUCCGACCUGGUGAUGUUGCUUCAUGGUCAGCACCAGCCUCUCAGCCGCAUCCAGCCACAACUGGCCCAGUUCUUCAACCAGAACUACCUCAACGGCAGAGAGCCCACCGAUCAGAACAUUGCUGCUGCUGCUGACAGUCUUGUCAAUGAACUGGAGGAAUAUAUCACUGAAAGCUUUAGAGAGUCUUCAGUCAGCGUGUUGGAGGGCGUUGAUAUCACCCAGACCAACAUGACUUUCUUCAGACAGCAGCUGACUCGCAUCGCCACACACAUUCUGCGCUGCAAUGAUGAAACAUUUGGGCCCCAGCUGUUACAGAUGUGUAACCAGGCGUUGUUUGAGUGUCUUGCUCUCAACCUUCACUGCCUGAGAGGAGACCAGAGGGCUCUAACUGCUGUUAUCAACCACCGAAUUCGGAGGAUGUCAAGUGACAUCAGCCCCAGUCUGGUUAACUGGAUGACCAGCAUGAUGACGAUGAGACUGCAGGUGAUUCUGGAGCACAUCCCUAUCACACAGGAGCAGAUCCAGAGCUACAUAGUUCACACACAGAGAGAUCAGUCUUCUGCAGCUGGUGGCCAAGAGCCUGAACAGGCACAAAGUGCAACGAUCGGGGACAACCUGUCACCAGCUGCAGCCACCACAGCAGAGGAGGCCAUGUCGGUGUCGCAGGAGACGAGGGUGUCAUCACGGGACACGAGGGUGUUGCCUGGGGACCUGGGAGCCUCAGGAGGAGCCGUGCCAUUAGGUGGCGACAUGGCAGCGGCGGGAGCGGAGGGAGGGAGGGAGGAGUCUGCUGGAGAGUCGGAUGGCUGGGCUGCUGCUGUUCCUCCUGAAUGGGUUCCCAUCAUCAGGUGUGAUAUAAUGACUCAGAGGAAGAUGAAGGCUCAGCCUCCAUUGUCUGAUGCAUAUUUGCAUGGCAUGCCAGCAAAACGCAGAAAGACAGGACAGGGCAGUGCGGCCCUCCUCUCCCUCUCUGAUGCAGUGAGUCAAGCAGCCAGGACGGCCGGAGUGAAGCCCAUCACCUCUGCUGAACGGCUGCAGGAAGACCUGGAGACCCAGGAGGUGAAGGAAGCUUAUUCAGAACAGGUUAAAACAGACAUCAAGAAACGAGUGAGGGAAGACCCGGAUUUCAGCUCUCAGCAGUUCCCCAACGCACACAGAGCUUUCUCACCAGACUCAUAAUCACAAACACUGAAGCCGAUUCCUCCUCCACCUGCUUUCCUUUGGGACUUUGAUUUGACUACUAGUCAGCACAGCUUCACUCCCCGAACAGCCUGUCCACUUUUUCAACAGCUCUCUGACUAAUGGCCUAGCGCUGAUGUGGCUACUUCCCUAGUGCCUAUUUAUUGCUCUGUUUUAGUCCAACCUUUGCUGACAGAAUGUUCUUCACUGAAAAAGGUGUUUCACCAGAUUUAAGUUAGACUAAAUCUAGUCACUCUAGUCUUGUUUGCUUUCUUUUUCCCCCUCGUGUCGCUUUGUUCAUGCGGAACCUGAAUCCUCAUUAUUUAGCGGACUCUGGCCUUCCUGUCAGUACUCUUGAGCACAGGAGAAGACUUUCAUGUGAUGCUGUUUGGUACAUGAAUGUACAGUAUGCUUAAUAAAAAUCUUGAUAAUUACA